This is a messenger RNA of Fusarium poae, 2619 nucleotides long. RefSeq lists its product as uncharacterized. Gene Ontology annotation, biological process: regulation of gene expression. The coding region runs from base 1 to 2619 and encodes 872 amino acids. Gene Ontology annotation, molecular function: chromatin DNA binding; protein binding; RNA polymerase II cis-regulatory region sequence-specific DNA binding. NCBI's taxonomy places the organism in Eukaryota, Fungi, Ascomycota, Sordariomycetes, Hypocreales, Nectriaceae. The record is from RefSeq and is a predicted model, not a curated record. The transcript has 8 exons.
AUGGCGAACCAUCACGCGUCGCCAACCAUGAUGCAAAUGCAGCAGCAUCAAGGCCAGGUGCCUCCACCACCACCUCCUCCUCCGCCUGGAGUCCAGCCCGCACACUUUGCGCCGUCACAUCAGAUCGCUGCUAUGAAUGAGGCUGUUUGGUUGCAGAUAGGGAGCUACUCCGAAGUCCUGCGCAACCCAGACGAGGCCAUGCAGGCUUACGAACGCGCGCUUCAGGCCAACCCGAAUUCGACACAAGCCAUGAACGCAAUUGGUGUUUUGCUCAAGGGUCGCGAAGCUUUCGAGAAGGCAUUAGAAUUCUUCCGCGCCAUCGUGCAGCUGGAUCAGAACAAUGGCGAAGCCUGGGGCAAUCUAGGACACUGUUACUUGAUGACAGAAAAUCUGCAAAAGGCCUACGACGCAUACCAACAGGCAUUGGUAAACCUGAGGGACCCCAAGGACCCCAUGCUUUGGUAUGGCAUCGGCAUAUUGUAUGACCGCUACGGAAGUUAUGAUUACGCUGAGGAGGCCUUCUCUCAAGUCAUGAACAUCCAGCCCGACUUCGAAAAGGCCAACGAGAUUUACUUCCGACUCGGCAUAAUAUACAAGCAACAGAAUAAGUGGAAUCAAAGUCUAGACUGUUUUAAAUACAUCGUCAACUCUCCUCCCGGACCUUUGACUCAAGAGGACAUUUGGUUUCAAAUUGGCCACGUCCAUGAACAACAAAAAGAUUUCGAUAGUGCCAAGGCGGCCUAUCAGCGUGUGCUGGACCACUCCCCGAAUCAUGCCAAGGUUCUUCAACAGCUUGGAUGGCUACAUCACCAGCAAAGUAACACGUAUGAGAGCCAAGAUCGCGCAAUUCAGUACCUGGAGAAAUCAGUCAAUGCAGAUAAUCAGGAUGCGCAGAGUUGGUAUCUCCUAGGUCGAUGCUACAUGUCUCAACAAAAGUAUCCUAAAGCCUACGAGGCAUACCAGCAAGCCGUAUACAGAGAUGGAAAGAACCCAACAUUUUGGUGCUCCAUCGGUGUACUGUACUACCAGAUCAACCAGUACAGAGAUGCUCUCGACGCUUAUUCCAGGGCUAUAAGACUGAACCCUUACAUCUCUGAGGUCUGGUAUGAUCUGGGAACAUUGUAUGAGAGCUGCAACAACCAAAUCGCCGAUGCUUUGGAUGCCUACCAACGAGCAGCUGAGCUUGAUCCUAACAACCCUCACAUCAAGGCAAGACUACAGCUUCUUCGCUCUGGUGGCACAAACGGAGGCCCUCCCCCUGCUGCUCCCCAACCCGCUGAUGUUCACCCUCAAGCUUACCAGGCGGCUGGCCCCGUUGGUCCUCAAUGGGGAGGAUCAACCCAACAGCCACCGGCUGCUGGACCACCACCACCACCACAGGGCCCAGGAGAGAACUGGGCAGGCAGACUCUCCAACAUCAACCCUCCGCCUCAGCCACCAAACCCCUAUGAAGCCCGAGGUGGUGAACAAUUCCGUGGAGGACCAGCACCACCAUUGCGACAACCAAGCCCUCAACAAGAGCAGCUUCGCCAACCUUACAACGAUCCUAGUCGAGGCGGCCCACGCCGUGGCCAAACACCCCCUCCCCCUCCUGGCCAUCAGUACUCCCAACCGCCUCAUGCCCCCCCUCAGGCUCAACCUUCUGCUCCACCCUCGGAGCGCCGCGUCGCGAACCCUAGUUGGGUUGGAGCAGCACCCUCAGCAUCGGCAUCGGCACCUCCGUCGAACAACAUCAACGGUCCUAACGGUAUGGCGCCUUUCCGACCUACCAACAGCCCUCGCCCAGAUGGCCGACCCGUCCACGACAACCGCAUGCCUUCUCCCAAGUCAGCAUAUCCCCAGCAUCAAGCACCUCCACUAUACAAUCAGCACCCCGAGAUGUCUACCCCCGGUAACGAGAAUGGACCCCCAGGACCUGCCGGCCCGCCUGGUCCACCACCACCUCCGCCUGCUGUGGCUGAGGCUGCCAUGCAGAGGAUGGAUGACAGGCCGCCCUCAGUUGGACCCAAGAGGAUGCGAGAAUGGGAGGAGGAAUCUACUGCCAAGAAGCAGGCCAACGAAGAGAACCGGGUUCGCCUUGAUGACGUCCGUCACCGAAGAAUGUCUUCACCUCCUCGUGAUUACCGCCGCAACUCGUCUGAAGCCCGACGUCCUGAGGAUGCUCGCCGGCCUGAAGAGUCACGUCGUGAAGAGCCUCGCCGACCCGAAUCAGCUCCUCGCCAUGCCCCCGAGAGUUACCAUCCUUCCGAUGCUGCUCAUCACCCUCCCAGCCAUGCUUCUGGUCCUAGCCAUCUACCUCCAAUGCAGCAAGGACCUCCUACUCCUAUGUCCGGGGUCGUUCACGAGAAGCCUCCAGUUGUGGCAACUCCCAAGGAGGAGCGCCCACCUAGUCUUGAGCAUGCCCCUCCUGUUCGUGCAGCCCCUGCUUCUGAGCCCGAAAGAGCAGCUAGGAAGAUGGAAGUUGAUGAGGACUACGACGACAGUGGAGAGGAUGAAAAGAAAACCACUACCAUCGUUACCAAUGGCUCUGCUCCUGGCUCUGCAGCUGGAGACGCUAAGACAUCAACUCCUGCUAACGCUGGUGUAAACGGAAUUUCCGCCGCUCCAAAAGUUGAAUGA